Messenger RNA from Blepharisma stoltei, 1398 nucleotides. The record is from the annotation of a GenBank genome assembly. NCBI's taxonomy places the organism in Eukaryota, Ciliophora, Heterotrichea, Heterotrichida, Blepharismidae.
AUGGAAGCUUCUAAAGUCCGUGGAAGAGAUAACUUCACAGCCCUAAAAGUUGAUACUAACUCCCCAAUUUAAAUUUUAAUAAAAUAUUGGUAAGAUAUAUAAAAAUAAAUUUAUAUUGUUUAUUUAUUUUAAAAAAGGAGUAAAAAAUAUUUAGAAACCACUGAUGAUCUAUGAGAAGAAAUCCGUCCAUCUGGCAAGCAUCCAUCCAGAAGAAGCUACCAUUCAGCCUCUGUGUGGCAAAACCGAAUGUACAUCUAUGGUGGGCAAGAUUUAAGAGAAGGCCCUCAAAGAGGCUUAUGGGAACUCCAAUUAGCCCCAACUCGAUGGGAAGAAGACAAAUGAGUCGAAAUACCCACCGAAAACCACGGACCCUUAUGCAGGCACACUUCUAUAGUAAAAGAUAACGAUAUGUACAUUUUUGGUGGGACUGAUGGGAUCAAUGAAUAUAACACCACAUUAAUUUUCAAUUUUGUGGACCAAACCUGGUCAACAAUCGCCCCAGAACACCAAAGCUGCCCUCCACCGUUAGAUUCACACUCAGCCGCACUCUACGAAGACGGUGAAAACUCUUAUAUGGUCAUUUUUGGUGGCUAUCUAUCUGGAGACAGGUCGAAUGAAACUUAUACACUAAACUUAAAAACCGAUAAAUGAAGCCAUAUCCCGUUAUCUAGCCCAGCUCCUGAGCCAAGGGCAAAUCACGCUUGUGCUAUAUAUGGAGAUUAUUUUUAUAUUUUUGGAGGGUCUAAUGAGGAAGGAGAAAAACUUAACGAUUUUUGAAAAUUAGACUUAAAAAGCAAUAUUUGGCAGCAGGUAAAUGCUCAAGGAGAAGCCCCAACAGGAAGAUCUGGACAUUCGGCAGUGGUUUUUAAAGAGUUCAUGAUCAUUUUUGGAGGCGUGAAAGAUAUAACUCGAGAAACCAACGAUAUGUAUUCAUACAAUUUUGAAGGAAAUAAUUGGAUUUGUUUCCAAGGAGAACAACAAGUCAAAGAUCCAGUCACAUCAGAGCAGCUUGAAGAAUACAAAAAAUCAAAAGCAAGCCCUACUUAUCCGAAAUCUAAAAAUGACUGCAAUAGCCCUACAAGAAGUCCGACACUUCCAAAAUAUAAAAAAGACUGCAGCAGUCCUACUAGAAGUCCAGCCCGACGACAAACUAUAAAUAUUUCCCCACAAGGAGACCAUUCUCCUAUAAGACGAAAAACCCUUUAUGAUGGCCCGGCUACUCCUAUUGCAGGUCGUAUAAAAGGGAACGCUCCACACGCCCGCGAUGGCCAUUCAGCGGUAAUGGUAAACAAUAUAAUGAUUAUUUUUGGUGGAGACCGCCAUCAAAUGCCAUUUAAUGAUGUGUAUGCUUAUACACUCCUAGACCAUGUCGUAACAACCCCGUUAAUUAGUAAUUAA